AUCGGGUGGGUAGCAACAGUUGCCCCGGUGAGGACGAAGCGCCAUAGCCACGGUAGUCCUGGCGACAAGAACCCAGCAACGAAAAUCAACAACAACAACAACCCGAUUCUUAAAAAAAUUAAAAUACACAAAAAAAUCCGAGGGAAAAUUCAAAGGAAAUCAGAGAGUGGAGUCCCUGCUGUUGUCAUGGCGACUCCAGGCUACGUGGGGGAGCUGCAGCCGACCUCCCAGCAACAAGGGGGCGCCGUGAGCGUGGCGCCCGGGCAGUCCCCGCCCACCGCCCCAGCGCAGUUCCUCGCGGAGCUGCAGACUGCCACGGCCCAGCCCUCCGCCACCCCUCCCACACCAGGACAGAGCACGCCCCCCACCCCGGCCGCCCCGCCCCCUGCUCAGAAGACCACGGCGGGGCCCCAAACCACCCCCACGCAGCCCGCCCCCGCCCAGACACAGUACGUCACUGCGGAGAUCCAGGGCUCCCCCUCUCAGUCCAGUAACGUCCAGGCCACGCCCCAGUACAUCGUAGUCACAGUUACAGAGGGCUCCUUGCACUCCAGUGAUUCAGUGUCAGACUCCAGCCCCCCUCCAGUGGGGGUGCAGACUGGGGUGCCCACGCAGGUGGUGCAGCAGGUGCAGACAGCCCAGCAGAGGUCCGUGGUGCAAGCAGCAUCUCAGACGGGCAAGACUGGGCAGAGCGCUCAGCUGAGUGUGACCAGCCUGCAGCCUGUGCACCUGACUCAGGAGGUGCAGCAGCAGCUCCAGCAGGUCCCAGUACAGCAUGUGUACACCAGUCAGGUGCAGUACGUUGAGGGGGGCGAGGCCAGCUAUACCACCAGCACCAUACGAUCUGGCAGCUACACCUACACAGACACCCCCCUGUACACCCAGACCGGUGCCACCACCUACUAUGAGGCCCCGCCCACCUCGGGGUCGCAGGUCGUCACCCCGGCGACCUCUCAAACGGUGGCGGUGACGACGGGCGCGGGGGGAGCGGUGUCCAUGUUCGUGUCGGGGGCGGGGCAGAUCGUGGCCAGCGCGGCGCCCGGCGCGGGGGUGGGGGAGGCGGUGGCGGCGGGGGCCGCUCCCAGCGGCGCCGGGGCAGGAGGAGGGGGGGGCAACGGCGGCGGGGGCAGCUAUGUCAUCCAGGGGGGGUACGUGCUGGGCAGCAGCGCCGCCGGUCAGAGCUACUCGCAGAACACCCGCGCGUCUCCCGCCACCGUGAGUAUACUGACAGAGGGAGAAGCCAAUAGUGUGCCGUCGGCAGACAAAAAGGUGCAGUGGCUGCUGGAUAACUACGAGACGGCGGAGGGCGUGAGCCUGCCGCGCUCCACGCUGUACUGCCACUACCUGCUGCACUGCCAGGAGCAGAAGCUGGAGCCCGUCAACGCCGCCUCCUUCGGCAAGCUCAUCCGCUCCGUCUUCAUGGGCCUGAAAACACGGAGGCUGGGCACGCGAGGCAACUCUAAGUACCAUUACUACGGCCUGCGGAUCAAAGCCAGCUCCUCCCUGCUCAGACUGAUGGAAGACCAGCAGCACCUGGCCAUGAGACAGCAGCCCUUUUCCCAAAAACAGAGAUUAAAGCCAGUGCAGAAGGUGGAGGGGAUGACCAAUGGGAUGGCUCUGGGGGCGGGGCAGCAGCAGGGAGGGGGUCUCUCUGACAUCAGUGCCCAGGUGCAGCAGUACCAGCAGUUCCUGGAUGCCUCUCGCGCCCUUCCUGAGUUCCCCGACAUCGACCUCCAGGGCAAAGCACUGCCUGAUGGGAUUGAGUUGGAGCACAUUAAGAACUACCAGCUGCUAUACAGGGAGCACUGCGAGGCCAUCCUGGAUGUGAUAAUUAACCUGCAGUUUACUCUGGUGGAGACGCUGUGGAAAACCUUCUGGAGGUUCAGUGAGAACCAGGCCAGCGACACUGGAACACUCACAGUCCAUGACGAGUCGGAGAAGCGGCUGCCCAAGUCCUGCCUGGUGAUUCUGUGCAAGUACGAUCCGGUGCUGCGCUGGAGCAAAGACUGCGACAACACGCUGUACCAGGGCCUGGUGGAGAUCCUCAUCCCCGACGUGCUGCGUCCCAUCCCCAGUGCCUUAACACAAGCCAUCCGAAACUUCGCCAAGAGCCUGGAGAGCUGGCUGUCCAACGCCAUGAUGAACAUUCCUGAGGAGAUGCUCCGCAUCAAGGUGACAUCAGCAGGUGCGUUUGCGCAGACGCUGCGCAGGUACACCUCCCUCAACCACCUGGCCCAGGCUGCGCGCGCGGUCCUGCAGAACACAGCGCAGAUCAACCAGAUGCUGAGCGACCUCAACCGGGUGGACUUCGCCAACGUGCAGGAGCAGGCCUCGUGGGUGUGCCGCUGCGAGGACCGGGUGGUGCAGCGGUUAGAGCAGGACUUCAAGCUGACGCUGCAGCAGCAGAACUCUCUGGAGCAGUGGGCCGCCUGGCUGGACGGGGUGGUCACCCAGGUCCUGAAGCCCUACCAGGCCAGCCCCGCCUUCCCCAAAGCCGCCAAGCUCUUCCUGCUGAAGUGGUCCUUCUACAGCUCCAUGGUGAUCAGAGACCUGACCCUGCGCAGCGCCGCCAGCUUCGGCUCCUUCCACCUGAUCCGGCUGCUGUACGACGAGUACAUGUACUACCUGAUAGAGCACCGCGUGGCGCAGGCCAAGGGGGAGACCGCCAUCGCCGUCAUGGGAGAGUUUGCCAGCCUGGGACGAACUCUGGGCACGCUGGACCCUGACAAAGAAGAGGAGGAGGAGGAGGAAGAGGAGAGCGACGAUGAGUGUCAGGAGCUGUCCCUCCCCUCGGAUUCGGCCAGUCUUGGAGUGGAAUCUCUGGAGCCUCCUGCUAAGCUGGCUAGAGCCGACCCCAGAGUGCUCUUCAACACCGGGCAGCCCGACAACUGACACACCCACACUGGAAUACCUGCCCGUGAGGUCAUUAUCACCUCACUCAUACACUGGAAAACCUUCAAACAGACGCUACUAUGACCUCUCACACACACACACACACACACACACUGGAAUGUCCACUCACUGUGGCCUCUCUGACCUCAUACACACACUGGAGUGUCCAUGCACAGAGGCUACUGUGACAUCAUACACUGUCCCUCUCUCUCUCUCACACACACACACACACACACACACACACACACAUACAUACAUACAUACAUACACAUACACUAGAACACCCACAGAGGUAACCGUGACUGUAGGCAUGCACACACUUUCACAUUCAGUUGUGGCAGUACCACUCACAGUGUCUCAUGGACACACUCCUUGACACCAGCAACACACACACACUCACACACUCACACACACUGAACUGACCGUUUGACAGUUGUCUCCCCUGGUCCCAUCUCAGACCUGCCCCCCCCCUCCCAACCCUCUUCUCUGUCUGUCCCGGAACUGCUACGCCUAUCAGUCUGAGGUACAAGAACCUGUCCGAUCACAGAAAAAGAGGAGCAUGUCCCUACAAACUGUCCCUGGGGACCAGUCUGGAAUGCUCACCGCCGUUGAGUGCGCAGUGAACUAGCUUUGAAAACGGUUAAGGUGGGUUAACGGUUAUUAACUUAAUGAAACUGGGGACACCCUGCCCGAUACAUACAUUUAGGUCUGGAGUCACACCCGGCCAAUCGCGGUCAGAGGGGCCGUGUCAGUCAAAGCCUGGCAGCCUAUCGGCGCGGCGGUGGGCGUGGCGUGCUGGCCCGCGGGUGGGCGUGGCCGUAAGCGUGUUUUCCGUGCGGUGUCGUGAUCCCGUCCUGUGCCGUCUGUGUUGGCGCGUGCCUUUGGGGCGUCGCCCUGUGCUGGUGUCCGAGGGCGUCUCCGGUCACGCCGUCUGCGUUCUUCUGGCCAGCGCCGCCACCUGGUUUCCAGGGAGAUAUUUGGCUACCGCUGCCAAUUUAAAUAUAUCAGCGGGUUUCGUGAAUUCCCUAGUUUAAAACUGUACAUUCAAAGUCAAUCUUGUGGCAAAGUUUUUUUUUUUUGUGAAAGCGUUUGACCCACUUUAGUGCGCCCGGUGUCCAGCCGGCCACAUCUCCGUGCCCUUGGCUCGCUGUCCGUCCCCUCAGGACCGGGUUUGGAUGACGCCGCUGUGGCAGUCCCCUCGGUGAGCAGCAGAGCUCCGAGCAGCAGAAGGGCCAGAGGCGUCUCGUCCGCGCGCGGCGUUUUCCCAAGGGGUUGGCAGUUAGGGUUAAAACAGCCACUAAAAGCAAGGAACGGUGUUUAUAAGCAGUCACGUGUGUCUGACACAGAAGCCUGUGUUCCCUGGUGUGCGUGUGUGUGUGUGUGUGUGUGUGUGUGUGAGAGAGUGUGUGCGUGCGCGUCUUCUCCAGUUUGCCCUCAUGCUUCCGAGCGAAGCGACAGCGGUCCUGACAUUUCUGACGUUUCAUUCUGCCGUUUGCCUUUUCGCAUUGUGUUUCGUUACCGGUUACGAUUUUAAAUUUCACUCCAUUUCUGUGCCAAAUGUAUCCCUUUUUUUUUUUUUUUCUUGCCUUGGCUGACAUUGCCGUCACUCCAUGCUGGUUUUAACUGCGUAAUACAGGCCUGCAGCUCAUGAAGGGGGGGGGGGGGUGGACUUUAAUGCAUUUGUGCGUUUGUGCGUGCGUGCACAGCUCUUCAGUAUCGGAGCCUGUAAAAUGGAAGCGCUUACCGACGUCGUGCUCCUGAUGAGAGACGAGUGCCGUUCCGAUAGUUCUGCACCUCCUUUCCUUCAUCAGAGAGAGAGAGAGAGACAGAGACUGAUUGACUGACUAUAUGGCUGAAUAAGCAUAGAUAACUCCCCCACCACCAUCACCACCACCCCCAGCCCCCGUCACACAAGCACACAGGUCUUGUUCAUAAAAUAGCAUUUUCCUUUCGGCCAAAACUUUGGUUUUGAGUCACAGGACAUUGCCACUGCCACUUUGUUACAGUCAUUAUCGUUGCUGGUUCUGCGAUUUUCGGUUUCCAUAGUAAUUUUACGCCACGGUGACAGCGGACAGAUCAGCGCAGUGUACGGUCCUUUUAGCGGUCAUGGAAGGGGCUCAGACCAGCAUGAAUUAACCCUCUCCUCAGAGGGCUCGACGCCUGCCAGCACCCAUCCAACAUAUCACUCAGAUCCUCCUGAUACCUUUCAAAGGAUCGCAACCGAAUGGCGGUUUUUUUUGUUUUUGUUUUUUUGUAUUGAUGUGUACAUCGUUUAAGAGCUGAAUUUCGUUUUCUAACGGUGCAAGAAAAAAAGAAAAAAAAAACUUGGGAAUGUGGGAAAGUGUUUUAAGAAUAUGGACAACUGAGAGAAUGCUUGUGCCUUUGGAGGUUAUAGAAUGCAAUGCAGAUGUUUUUAAUUUUAAGAGAUAUAAAUUAAGAAUUUUUAAAAUUG
Molecule: messenger RNA, 5344 nt
Organism: Anguilla anguilla (European eel)
Lineage: Eukaryota; Metazoa; Chordata; Actinopteri; Anguilliformes; Anguillidae
Product: MHC class II regulatory factor RFX1-like
Exons: 18
Coding region: 187-2892 (901 amino acids)
Biological process (GO): regulation of transcription by RNA polymerase II
Cellular component (GO): nucleus
Molecular function (GO): DNA-binding transcription factor activity, RNA polymerase II-specific; RNA polymerase II cis-regulatory region sequence-specific DNA binding
Source: RefSeq, a predicted model, not a curated record